Molecule: messenger RNA, 1809 nt
Organism: Rattus rattus (black rat)
Lineage: Eukaryota; Metazoa; Chordata; Mammalia; Rodentia; Muridae
Gene: Tbx15
Product: T-box transcription factor 15
Exons: 8
Coding region: 1-1809 (602 amino acids)
Biological process (GO): positive regulation of DNA-templated transcription; regulation of transcription by RNA polymerase II; cell fate specification
Cellular component (GO): nucleus
Molecular function (GO): DNA-binding transcription factor activity, RNA polymerase II-specific; RNA polymerase II cis-regulatory region sequence-specific DNA binding
Source: RefSeq, a predicted model, not a curated record
AUGAGUGAAAGGAGAAGAUCUGCAGUCGCCCUGAGCUCCCGAGCACAUGCCUUCUCCGUUGAAGCCUUGAUCGGCUCAAAUAAAAAGCGGAAACUGAGAGACUGGGAGGAGAAGGGGCUGGACCUGUCCAUGGAGGCGCUGAGUCCCACAGGCCCACUCGGAGACACAGACGACCCGGCGACACACGGCCUGGAGCCCCACCCGGAUUCCGAGCAGAGCACUGGGUCGGACUCGGAAGUGCUCACUGAGCGGACUUCCUGCUCGUUCAGCGCUCACACUGACCUGGCAUCCGGUGCUGCAGGCUCGGUGCCUGCGGCCAUGUCUUCCAUGGAAGAGAUUCAGGUGGAGUUGCAAUGUGCUGACCUCUGGAAGAGGUUCCACGACAUUGGAACAGAGAUGAUCAUCACCAAAGCAGGCAGGAGGAUGUUUCCCGCCAUGAGAGUGAAAAUCACUGGCCUGGAUCCACAUCAGCAAUACUAUAUAGCAAUGGACAUUGUGCCUGUUGACAAUAAGAGAUACAGAUAUGUGUAUCAUAGCUCCAAGUGGAUGGUGGCUGGCAAUGCUGACUCCCCUGUGCCUCCAAGGGUUUAUAUACACCCGGAUUCCCUAGCAUCUGGAGACACCUGGAUGAGACAGGUGGUCAGCUUCGACAAGCUCAAGCUGACCAACAAUGAACUGGAUGAUCAAGGACACAUCAUUCUGCACUCCAUGCAUAAAUACCAGCCUCGAGUCCACGUGAUCCGCAAGGACUUCAGCAGUGAUCUUUCGCCCACCAAACCUGUGCCCGUGGGGGAUGGGGUGAAAACAUUCAGCUUUCCUGAGACCGUGUUUACCACAGUCACAGCCUAUCAGAAUCAGCAGAUCACCAGAUUAAAAAUUGACCGAAACCCUUUUGCUAAAGGAUUCAGAGAUUCUGGCAGAAACAGAACUGGACUUGAAGCCAUCAUGGAGACUUAUGCAUUCUGGAGACCUCCUGUGCGCACUCUGACCUUUGAGGACUUCACUACCAUGCAAAAGCAGCAAGGGGGCAGUACAGGUACAUCUCCAACCACCUCCAGCACUGGGACCCCAUCUCCUUCGGCUUCUUCUCAUCUCUUAUCUCCAUCUUGUUCUCCUCCAACUUUUCAUUUGGCCCCAAAUACUUUCAAUGUGGGCUGUCGAGAAAGCCAGCUGUGUAAUCUAAACCUCUCUGAUUAUCCACCAUGUGCCCGAAGUAACAUGGCUGCUUUACAGAGCUAUCCAGGGCUGAGUGACAGUGGCUACAACAGGCUUCAGAGUGGCACAGCUUCAGCCACUCAGCCCUCUGAAACCUUCAUGCCUCAGAGGACUCCAUCUCUGAUCUCAGGAAUACCAACACCUCCCUCGUUGCCCAGCAACAGCAAGAUGGAAGCCUAUGGUGGCCAGUUGGGGUCCUUCCCCACUUCCCAGUUUCAGUAUGUCAUGCAGGCAGGCAAUGCGGCCUCUAGUUCUUCAUCGCCACACAUGUUUGGUGGCAGCCACAUGCAGCAGAGCUCCUAUAAUGCCUUCUCCCUCCAUAAUCCCUACAAUCUGUAUGGAUACAAUUUCCCCACUUCCCCAAGGCUAGCUGCAAGCCCAGAGAAACUGAGCACAUCUCAAAGCACUUUACUCUGUUCUUCUCCUUCCAACGGGGCCUUUGGAGAGAGGCAGUACCUGCCCACAGGGAUGGAGCACAGCAUGCACAUGAUCAGCCCUUCAACUAAUAAUCAGCAGGCUACCAACACCUGUGAUGGCCGGCAGUAUGGGGCAGUCCCAGGCUCCUCCUCUCAGAUGUCCGUACACAUGGUUUAA